AUGGCUGCCUCCAUGAGUACUACAAAGAUCGGUCACUCUGUGCCACCGUCACACGCCCUAUAUCCCGGGUUCCACUCUCCUGACUCAAGGUCUAAAGACCUGGAUACUUCACCACCGUUCCAGAAGAUGGGACAUCCAGCUUUUCCUUCGUACUCCGGACCUGACCCCCAUGUGUAUGGCUCUCCUCAGAUGCCUGGUAUGCCAGGCAAUCCUUGGUUUCCGACCUAUCCAUUCCAGCAGCCAGCCAUGUUUACGGCCCAGGUCCCUGACCAGAGAGUCCCACCAAUGAUGUAUAUGCCUCCAAUGAUGCCUGGGCAAAGUUUCCCUUUAGUGACACGGGACAGCUUUUUCCAUCGUAACACCAAGAAUGAACUGAGAGCAGCCAUUUUUGAGAAGGUCCUUGGUACAUUUCCCAAGUUACAGAAAAUGUUAGUCGAGAGCAGCAAACCCAACUUAUCAGCUCCAGAGAAUUUUCCAGACUGCCGAUUCGCCAACCUCCCUCGCCAGGAGACAGUGUCUCCACCUGGCAUUUUCCUGCCAAGUCUGAAUCUUGAUGAUGAGGAGGACCUUGGACAUCGAUUGAGCCCUCUCCUGUCUCGGCCUAGCACCUCACCUGCCAUGGCCAUGUCUCCCUACCUCACACAGCUCAUCGACCAGGUGAUGGAUAACACUCCUGACCUCGCUGACCUCAUCAUGGACAGCUCAUCUUCCAGCAAUGACACGCCUACAAAGUCUGAUUCCUCUACUGAUUUCUGCAGUUUUGUUCCCAUCAAACCUGAGCCCAUCACUCCACCACAGACAGAGGUAUCACCACCAGCCUUCACCAAGAUUGUCCAUAAUGAACUAACCACCACCAAGAAUGUCUGCGACAUCUGCCACAAAGUCUUCUCCUCUAAAGCCAACCUGAGAGUUCACAUGCGACGACACAGCGGGGAGAAACCAUUCAAGUGUGAGUGGUGCAGCAAGGCCUUCAACCAACGUUCCACCCUGCGAACACACAUUCGGAUUCACACAGGAGAGCGUCCAUACACCUGUAACAUGUGCAAUAAGUCUUUUGCUGAUUAUUCUACUUUCACCAAGCACCAGCGCACACACACUGGAGAAAAGCCCUACAGCUGUAAUUUGUGUGGUAAGAGUUUUGCCCAGUCUGGGAACAUGAUCAGACAUCGACAGACCCACGAUCGAUUUGGCAGUGACAGUGAAGUAUCCCCCAUGUAG
Ylistrum balloti is the source of this 1218-nucleotide messenger RNA. Its product is annotated as zinc finger protein 544-like. The record is from RefSeq and is a predicted model, not a curated record. Lineage: Eukaryota; Metazoa; Mollusca; Bivalvia; Pectinida; Pectinidae. Gene Ontology annotation, cellular component: nucleus. The coding region runs from base 1 to 1218 and encodes 405 amino acids. The transcript is spliced from 2 exons.